AUGGCGUGGAGGAGGGGCGGGGCGGUGGCCGGGUGCCCGGGAGACCGGCAGGGACGGGCACGAUGCCCGCCAGCCCUGCGAGGCAGAAAGUACCUGUCAGCGGGACCUCCGCCGUCAUCCGGGGAUUUGAAAAUGGCGGCUGCUCGGCGAUCAGCCAAUCAGCGAGCAAGAGACGGUUUCUUGGAGACGUGGAGUCCCGCCCCUCCGUCUUCGUCCUACCCCUUCCCGAGGGAGUGCCUUUCCAUUCACAUCGGUCAAGCUGGCAUCCAGAUUGGGGACUCUAGCUGGGAACUCUAUUGCCUGGAACAUGGGAUCCAGCCAGACGGAGUCAUUCUUGACAAUAAACAGGAUCAGCUGGAAAAUACUAGAAUGGAGCAUACGAAUACACCCUUUGAUACCUUCUUUUGUGAGACAAGAGCUGGGAAGCAUGUGCCCAGAGCACUCUUCAUGGACUUAGAACCAACUGUUGUGGAUGGGAUCCGGACUGGCAAGCACCGCUACCUCUUCCACCUGGAGCAGCUUGUCAGCGGCCAGGAGGAUGCUGCCAACAACUACGCAUGAGGUCACUACUCAGUGGGCUCAGAGAUCAUCGACCUCGCAGAACAGUGCAGCGGACUUCAGGGAUUUUUGAUUUUCCGAAGCUUUGGAGGAGGCACUGGAUUGGGACUCACAUCUCUCUUAAUGGAACGGCUCUCGGUAGAAUAUUGCAGGAAGACUAAGUUGGAGUUCUCUGUCUAUCCCGCCCCCCGGCUCUCCAGUGCUGUAGGCGAGCCUUAUAAUUCCAUCCUCACCACCCAUUCCACCAUUGAGCACUCAGACUGUACCUUCAUGGUGGACAAUGAGGCCAUCUAUGACAUCUGCCAUUGCAGACUCGGUGUGGAACGUCCCUCCUACGCCAGCAUUAACCGGCUGAUAGUUCAGGCAGUGUCUUGCAUCACCGCCUCCCUCCGGUUUGAAGGGCCCUUGAACGUGGAACUCAUUGAAUUCCAGACCAACCUAGUACCUUAUCCGAGGAUACACUUCCCCAUGACAACCUUCGCCCCCAUCAUCCCUGCCCACAAAGUCUACCACGAGCAGCUCUCUGUGUCCGAUAUCACCGCUGCCUGUUUUGAAUACUCCAACCUGCUGGUCAAGUGUGACCCUUGGUUUGGGAAGUACAUGGCCUGCUGCCUCCUCUACUGAGGGGAUGUGGUCCCUAAAGAUGUGAACGUGGCCAUUGUAGCCAUGAAGUCCAGGAACUCUGUUCACUUUGUGGAUUGGUGUCCAACUGGUUUCAAGGUGGGCAUCAACAAUCAGCUGCCCACAGUGAUACGAGGGGGAGACUUGGCCAAAGUCCAGCGUGUUGUGUGCAUGCUAAGCAGCACCACAGCCAUCGUGGAGGCCUGGGCCCACUUGAACCACAAGUUUGACCUCAUGUAUGCCAAGAGGGCGUUUCUGCACUGGUACAUCAGAGAAGGCAUGGAAGAAGGGGAGUUCACAGAGGCCAGGGAAGACCUGGCAGCCCUGGAGAAGGACUGCAAGGAAGUGGGGCAGAGCUUCUGA
This is a messenger RNA of Cynocephalus volans (Philippine flying lemur), 1542 nucleotides long. It is a transcript of the gene TUBAL3, whose product is annotated as tubulin alpha like 3. Gene Ontology annotation, cellular component: microtubule; cytoplasm. The record is from RefSeq and is a predicted model, not a curated record. Lineage: Eukaryota; Metazoa; Chordata; Mammalia; Dermoptera; Cynocephalidae. Gene Ontology annotation, molecular function: structural constituent of cytoskeleton; GTP binding. Gene Ontology annotation, biological process: microtubule cytoskeleton organization; mitotic cell cycle.